AUGCUCCUCACUCAGCUCCCCCGGGCCGUGGCGGGCUCCAGCCGCGCGGUGUGGGCCACUCGUGCCGUCCCCCGCAUGACGACGCCGGUUUUCCGUGCGCAGGCGGUUCCCCUCGCAAGGCGGUUCCAGUCCACCAAGCCCGAGGUGACCAUCUUGGGCAAGACGUACCCGCGCGACGAGUGGAGCAACACGCCCGCUGCGAUCCAGGAGAAGCUGGGGCGGAACCUGCACUUGACGCAGGGCCACCCGCUGUCGACUCUGCGCGAGAUCAUCGAGGGCCACUUUGCGGGCUACACGGCCGUCCGCCCCGACUCGCCAGUGGUGACGGUGCACCAGAACUUUGACGAGCUGGGGUUCCCGCCCGACCACCCGGGCCGCUCCAAGACGGACACGUACUAUGUGAACGGCACGCACAUGCUGCGCACACACACGUCGGCGCACGAGGUCGAGGCGUACAAGACGGGCGCGGACGCGUUCCUCAUCGCUGCAGACGUGUACCGCCGCGACGAGAUUGACUCGUCGCACUACCCCGUCUUCCACCAGAUGGAGGGCAUGCGCCACUGGACGCAGGACCAGCUUCCGGGGCUCAUUGAGGAGAACAAGCGGCUGGAGAAGGAGCUGUCGCAGAUCCCGAUUGUCAUCGAGGACACGUCCACCAUCGGCCCCGAGAACCCGCUGCAGGACUGCCAUGACCCCGUCAUCGCGACUGAGAUGGCCAAGAACCUCAAGCACUCGCUCAACGGCAUGAUCUUCAAGCUCUUUGGCGACGCGGCCGCCCGGUCCGGCGAGCCGCUCAAGGUGCGCUGGAUCGACGCGUAUUUCCCGUGGACGACCCCGUCGUUCGAGGUCGAGGUGUGGUACAACGGCGAGUGGCUCGAGAUCCUCGGCUGCGGUGUCGUCAUCCAGAAGACGCUCGAGCGCGGCGGCGUCGGCCACAAGAGUGGCUGGGCGUUUGGUCUGGGUCUCGAGCGCAUCGCCAUGGUCCUCUUUGGCAUCCCCGACAUCCGGCUGUUCUGGUCCACCGACCCGCGCUUCCUGGACCAGUUCGCCACCGGCGACAUCACCACGUUCAAGCCGUACUCGCGCUACCCGCCUUGCUACAAGGACAUGAGCUUCUGGCUGCCCGACUCGGUCAAGCAGGCCUCGGCGGCGGAGAUUCUGCCCUGGCACGAGAACGACUACUGUGAGAUUGUGCGCGACGUCGCUGGCGACCUCGUCGAGAACGUGUCCCUCAUCGACGAUUUUACCCACCCCAAGUCGGGCCGCCGCUCGCUCUGCUACCGCCUCAACUACCGCAGCAUGGACCGCAACCUCACCAACGAAGAGGUCAACGUCCUGCAGGACCAGGUCCAGAAGCGCGUCAUCCAGGACAUGGGUAUUGAGAUGCGUUGA
Messenger RNA from Apiotrichum porosum, 1392 nucleotides. RefSeq lists its product as uncharacterized. Gene Ontology annotation, biological process: phenylalanyl-tRNA aminoacylation. The record is from RefSeq and is a predicted model, not a curated record. Lineage: Eukaryota; Fungi; Basidiomycota; Tremellomycetes; Trichosporonales; Trichosporonaceae. The transcript has 3 exons. Gene Ontology annotation, molecular function: tRNA binding; ATP binding; phenylalanine-tRNA ligase activity. Bases 1 to 1392 code for a protein of 463 amino acids. Gene Ontology annotation, cellular component: cytoplasm; mitochondrion.